This is a messenger RNA of Salvia miltiorrhiza (redroot sage), 1562 nucleotides long. RefSeq lists its product as uncharacterized. NCBI's taxonomy places the organism in Eukaryota, Viridiplantae, Streptophyta, Magnoliopsida, Lamiales, Lamiaceae. The record is from RefSeq and is a predicted model, not a curated record. Gene Ontology annotation, cellular component: chloroplast. Gene Ontology annotation, biological process: chloroplast organization; regulation of DNA-templated transcription. The transcript has a single exon. Bases 215 to 1378 code for a protein of 387 amino acids. Gene Ontology annotation, molecular function: double-stranded DNA binding.
UCAAGUAAGUAGUAACUAUACAUUUUGAAAUUUAAGUUGGAGAUGAGUUGGGCCCAUUUACCAAUCUGAGAGAAGAGAGAGUAAUGUAGUGGUGAACUGCCUUCCUUUUCCAGGGCGAGUGGCGGCGAUGGUCGAGAUUAAGAAACUCGAGCAGUGAAUCCUUCAAUUUUGCAGGCAAGUAAUUUCCAUUUCGCAGCACCAUUGAUUGUUCAACAUGAUUGCAAUUGCGCGCAAGUAUCUCUCCUCUUUAUGUUUGAACCCUAAUUCAUUUCUCUGCUGCUCAAAUCUUCAUUUCAUUCCCUCAAUCCACUUUUUUUCGACUGCCAGAGCCAAAAGAUUCAUAAUCCCUUCCCCUGAAAUUUACGAUGUGUUGGUCCAUAACCACCAAUUUUCUCCUGAAUUGGCUGCACAUGCUUCAUCGCGCUUACCUAAAUUCAGAAGUCCCGAAAGAGCUGAUUCAAUACUGUCGUUCCUCAAAGAAAAUAGCUUUACGACUACUCAGCUGCAGAAACUCGUCAUAUAUAAUCCUCGGAUUCUAGGAUUUACUAUUGAGGGUUUUAAAUCCAGACUCAAGGUAUUCCAAGACUUGGGGCUUUCUUCGAAGGAGAUUGCCAAGAUAAUUUCAAGUAAUCAGAGGAUUUUGCAUUCAUGUAUGGCCAACAAAGUCAUUCCUUCCUUAUCGAUGCUAAAUGCCUUGCUCGGAUCCAAUGAGGAGGUGGCCAGACUUUUGAAAAAAUGCUCAUGGUUUUUGACACACGAUUUGGAGAAAACCUUAAUGCCAAAUGUGGAAAUCUUGAAGAGCUGCAGUAUACCAAUGGAGCGUAUCAUUUACUUCCUCCACAGUCACCCGAGAAAUUUCUUAGUUAAGUCGGAUAUUAUGAGGAAAUCUGUAGACAGGGCCAUCAGAUUUGGGGUUCCUCAUACUUCGGCUGUUUUUAUCCAGGCUCCCGGAGUUCUCUCUUAUACGAGUGAAGGGAUGUGGGAAGUCAAGUUGAAAACUCUUCGUGAUUUGGGAUUUUCUGAUGAUGACAUAUUCACAAUGUUCAGGAAGCAACCUAGUGUGUUUUCAGCAUCUGUAAAGACAAUGAAGAAUAAAAUAGAGCUUCUGCUUGCUACCGGGAAGUACAAUGUAUCCAAUAUUGUCACUUAUCCUACAGCACUUGGGUGCAGUAUUGAAAAGAGGCUUGAUCCUCGGAUGCAAACUCUGAGACUUUUGGAAAGUAAGAAUCUCAUUCAAAAGUGGCCUUCUCUUUCAACAGUUAUUACAUUUACAGAUGAUAGAUUCUUUGACAAAUUUAUUAGGCCGUAUUAUGAUAAUAUUGGUGAAGAAAACAUCACAAAGAUAUUUGUCAGGAGACAGAAAGAAAUGAAUCUAUAACAAGUGGUAUGUCGGAGUUCUUCAGAAAGUGGCCUAGUCUUUCAAGUGUCAUCUAAUUUCUUGCUAGAGAUAAGCUGCAAUGUUAAUGUCCAGCAAUGCUGUUUUAUACCUGUGGAAAUCAAGGUAUAUAUAUUUGAAAAAUUGAUGAACAUUCAGAUCAAAUUGCUUCUGCCCUGUUUCUUAA